CAACUACGCGAUCUCAAAAGAACUGUCUGGAAAAACGAGAAAAUCCCAGUAGACUGGAAAGAAAUCAUCUUACACAAAAAAGGAGACAGAAUGGUAUGCAAAAAUUAAAGAGUAAUAUAUCGCUCAUAAACGUAGCAUACAAAGUUCUAUCAAAUAUAAUCCUGUCGAGAAUAACCCCAUUUACAGAGGAGAUAAGGGUGGUAUGAAUAAAAACUGAGUUUAAACUCCGAGUAUAUACUCGUGAGCAUGAGUAUGAAGUCUGAGCUUAUACUCCAUUCCGUAAGAAUUUAAAAAAAUCGGUUUGAUAAGUACAUACUCCUAGUACAUAGAGUAGAUACUCAACAUUUUAUUUCUCAAACUUGUCUAAACCUGCAACGAAUGGCUUUCCGCGAAUUCUGCGCAUUUGGCGCUCAGUCACUGGACACUCCACAUCAACAUCAAUACGCGUGGAUGGAAUGAAUGAAAGCAGUGAAGAAGAAAGUAAUAAAAUCUAUGAAUCCCAAAUGGGAUUUAUAAGUAUAUUACGUGAUUUUCCCAUUCUUUUAUCUAAGUCACAAACACCAGCUGUUCGGCUAUCAAAAUCAAAAGCAGCCGAGCUGAUUAAAAAGCAGUGGGCGUUAAAUUAUGGUUCCCAAAUAACGACAAAUCAAUUGUACAAGAAAAUUAACAAUAUGAAAUUGCGACUGAAGAAAAAGACUGAUAUUAUUAGAACCGAAAAUAAGAAAAUCAUCCUGCACGAUUGGGAAAAGGUCUUAGUAGACAUAAUGGAAGGGGACACAAAUCCAGUUCUUACAAAAGUUCAAGGAGCAUUAUCGGUUGGCGUAGAGUUACCCAAAAGCAAUCAUGAUGAUCCAAUUCCUACACCAUCAACAUCGGCUUCUGAAAUGUGUACAGCAAAUCGAGUAGCAAAUACUGACAAUGAAGAUCACCAACCUAAGAAAAGGAAACAUAAUAAAGUUAGUCCCCUUGAAAAAUAUGAAACAGACGCUAUGCAACUUUCUAAUAACGAAUUACAAAGGCUAGUUUUGCUAAAACAGCUGAAAGUUUUGGAUAUGAAGGAGAAAAAACUAAAAAGGAAGCUAUAUCUAAAUGGUAAUGAAGAAUCAACUUUGAACAAUAAUAAUAGUACCUAA
This is a messenger RNA of Ceutorhynchus assimilis (cabbage seed weevil), 1133 nucleotides long. The record is from the annotation of a GenBank genome assembly. NCBI's taxonomy places the organism in Eukaryota, Metazoa, Arthropoda, Insecta, Coleoptera, Curculionidae.